GAACUUUAUCGAUCCGACGGGGUUGUCGAGUCAGGGUUUUUUCGUUCCCUCGAAUCUCUCUCUUUCCCGCUUUUUUCUUCCGUCUCUCAGCUCACUCGCCUCCCUAAUGGAACGACUGUUAUGGUUCGAAGAAGAAACGAUCGCGGCUUAUAAUGAAGAACUUUCAUCAUCAUCAUCAUCAUCAUCCAACGGCUACAAAUUGGUGCCGUGGUUAAACUGGGCCGAGUGGGAAUCCGUGAGAAAAUCUCUCUUCUCCUCUUCUCCGGCCAUGAUUUCCUCUGCUCUCUCAAGAGUAUCGGCGUGGCGUAGCCGAGGUUGUUUACCGGUUGUGAUUGAUGUCACUGCUUCAAUCAUUGAAAUUCAGCAGACCGACCCUUUCUUCCGAGGCGACAAAUCGAAGGAUGAUUUGCAUUCGGAACAAAUGCUAGCUAUGUUGUAUUGUAUGGCAAUCUUGAGGCUUGUUAACUGUGUGGUUGAGAAGACACGCAAGAGAACAGGGAUUUCCAUUGCUGAUGCAGCUGACGCAAUCGGUAUUCCACGUAAGCUGAUUGAUGUUCGUCAUGAGGGUUCUCACCGGGAACUCCCAGCACUGGCUGUUGUUCGGGAUUCCUCAAUUGUGGCACUUAAUUGGCUGAAAUCCUAUUAUUGGGAACCUCAGAAGGAGCAAAUUCCAUUUCAAAGAGAUGGAGCUAUUAAUAUUAGAAAAGAAAUCAAAUCCAAACUCCGUGAAUUGGAUUUCUGCAUAAAAGCUCAGCAGAGUCCUGAACUUGGAUCUUUCCUCGUCAAAGGAAAAGGUAGCAGGCAGUUCAAUCACCUUUGCGGCCGUAGUAAAUUUUUCUCACUUAUGGCAGGCAAGGUCCAUUCAUCCCAAUCUGGAGGUCUUAAGAAACAGAUUGCUAAAAUCUUGAAAAGUCUUGUAAGCUUUUAUUCUACAUCAUCCUCAGAAGUAGUAUCAGUUUUAUUGGAAUUCUUGCUGAAGGCUGUAGAUUCCUCAAGUUUUCUGGACCUUGCUAAAGAUUCCAAAGCAGGCCAAGAUAAACAUGCUUCAUGGGAUGAUUGGGAGCUUGUGAUAACAAAAUUCUCAAAGAAGGAACCAGACUUGCUUUUGGCCCUUCUUCAGAGGGUUCUUGAUAUGAUUGGGACAAAGGAAGCAUUGAAAUAUCAAACGGGGCAUCUGACAUCAUCAGACCGUAGCGGGGAGGCUUGCCAAGUAGAACAUCUUUCAUCUUUGUUUGCAUGGCUGGUCAGACAUCUUUCGGAAUUAAAGCCUGCCAAAGGUUCUGGAGGGAAAAGCAUGUCAAAUGAAAAUUUCAAAGAGCUCCUUCGUAAAUGUCUCUUGGUGUCAGCUUUUGGUAACAAGCGUCUCAUGGAUUCUGCCCUUCAUCUUGCACAGCUGGUUGGAAACAGUGUGUUGAUGGAGAAACUCAACAAACUUUGGUCACUAGGUUUGUCAAGUACAGUGGACAUUGGAGAAAAUUCUUCACUCGAGAUUUCGAAAACUGUUAGGCAAGAGCAGGAAUCUGAUAAUCAAGCUGCUAAGAAGCUAGAACUGGUUAAACUCCGCCAAAUGAAGAGCACAUUUGUCAAAACAGCUGUUGAUGUUAGAAAUUCAAACAGAUGGGUUGUGGCAAAAUCAUGGAACCCAUGUCCUCUUGGUAUGUUGCCUCGUGCUCUCGGGUCUUCAGGUUGUAUGCCAGUGCUUGACUGUCAUAACGACUGCCUAAGGGAUACAGAAUUAGUGGAAGGGAAGGAGAACGGUGAACUUAACCUUUGCAGUGGCAAGAGAAAAGCUAGUGAUGAUAUCCGGUUGCUGGAUUUGUCAAGCCCUAAGAAGGUAAAGGAAACAAUAGGAAACCGCGAAUCGGGUGGUGAAGAUGUUUCUUCACCAGACACCUCUGGCCUUCUUAUGAUGGAUGGUCUUUGGAAGAAGGUUGGGCAAACAGAGCUCCAGGCUCUAUCAUCUGCUGUAAGGAUUUUGGUGUAGGAACUGCUUAGUGUUUAGUGUUGCUCUGCUUAUAUUCAAUUGUAUUCAAAACUGUGGCUGGAACAGCCAUUGCUGUCAAUUUUUUCACUUUUUUUUUUGUUUUAUUAAAUCCUUUUCCAAUCCUUCUUUAAAA
This is a messenger RNA of Theobroma umbraticum, 2117 nucleotides long. RefSeq names its product las1-like family protein. Lineage: Eukaryota; Viridiplantae; Streptophyta; Magnoliopsida; Malvales; Malvaceae. The record is from RefSeq and is a predicted model, not a curated record. Gene Ontology annotation, molecular function: endonuclease activity. Gene Ontology annotation, cellular component: Las1 complex; preribosome, large subunit precursor. Gene Ontology annotation, biological process: maturation of LSU-rRNA; maturation of 5.8S rRNA.